Molecule: messenger RNA, 2959 nt
Organism: Cotesia congregata
Lineage: Eukaryota; Metazoa; Arthropoda; Insecta; Hymenoptera; Braconidae
Source: the annotation of a GenBank genome assembly
AUGAACGCGGCUGUGAUUGAUGUUCUCCAGCGUGCUGGUAGCCAGGAUCCAAGUGUCUUGAAACCAGCUGAACAAAUGCUGAGAGAAUGGGAAACACAGAGUGGAUUUUAUACUGCUUUAUAUAAUGUCUUUUCUAACCAUACAUUACCUGUUAAUGUGAGAUGGAUGGCUUUAUUAUGUUUUAAAAACGGUGUCGAGAGAUAUUGGAGGAAAAACGCCCCAAACGCAAUAGCAGAAGAAGAAAAAGAAUUUUUACGGCGUAGUCUCAUAGCAAGUUUUGAUGAGCCAAUAAAUCAAUUAGCAACUCAUUUAGCAGUUGUGAUUGGAAAAAUAGCCAGGCUGGACUGUCCACGUGAAUGGGACACAUUAGUACCUACUUUAUUGGAAGUGAUACGCGGAGAAAAUUCAAUAGCAAAACAUCGUGCGUUGUUAACACUUCAUCAUGUUGUAAAAACCUUAGCGUCUAAACGUUUGCUUGCAGACAUUAAAUUAUUUGAACAAUUAACGACGAAUAUGUUUAAUUUUAUUCUUAAUAUAUGGAAUACAUAUACUGAAUCAUUUUUUAUAUUGGCAUCGAAUGCAGCAGUACCAGAAAAUCAAAUACAAGAAGCAUUAGAAAUGGCAUUACUGUCUUUAAGAAUUUUACGAAAACUAACAGUAAAUGGUUUUUACAAUAUUUCAAAGUCUGAAGACGCAAUGAUGUUUUUAAAAGUCAUCUUUUCAAAAGCGAAAGUUUGUUUAGAGUGUCGCAAAACAUUAAUGUGUCGCGGAUUCCAGGUUGAGUCACUUGAAAAAUUUAUUAUACAUUUGACCAAAGUUUUAAAUGGAGCAUUAAAUAAUCAUCCAAAAUGUUAUGUUGAAUUUAUACCAGCUUCAUUAGAAUUUACAUUUUUUUAUUGUUUUACCGAGGAUGGAAAACCAUUGACAUUUGAAAAAUUUGUUAUUCAGUGUUUGAAUCUUAUGAAAGCUAUAUUAAUUCAUUCAGACUACAGAAAAAUUACCGCUGCCGACGUUAAUUGUCAAAAAGAUGAUAUUGCCCAGCGUGUACAUCAAUUAAAACAAGAAUUUUUUACUCCAGAAGUAUUAAAAGAAAUCUGUUCAAAACUAGUUACUCAUUACUUUUUACUUACUCAAGAGGAUUUACAAAUGUGGGAUACUGAUCCUGAAAAUUUUGCUGUUGAAGACUCACGAGAAUCAUGGAAAUAUAAUUUACGAGUGUGUACACAAACUGUUUUCUUGUCAAUAUUCCCACAAUCGAUUAAUGUUAUGUCAUCUGUGUUAAUGGAUUUAAUGCAGAGAUAUCAUCAGCCCGUAGAUCCAAAUGAUUGGCGGGCUAUUUUAAUGAAAGACGCAGUUUACCUUGCCGUUGGUCUCGUCGCAUUUGAUCUUUAUGAUGAAGUUAAUUUUGAUCAAUGGUUCUCGACAACACUUAGACAAGAAUUAGAAGUUAAAAGUAAUAAUUAUAGGAUUAUAAAAAGACGAGUUUGUUGGCUUAUUGGUCAAUGGACAAGAGUUAAAUUGAGCGAAAAAUUAAUUCCUGAACUUUAUAAACUGAUGAUUAAAGCUUUGAGCUCUGAUGAGGAUCUGGUUGUGCGAUUAGAGGCUAGUAACACAUUGAAACAAGCAUUAGAUGAUUUCCAAUUUCAUAUUGAUGAAUUUAUGCCCUUCCUCGAAACGACAUUUUUAUUACUGUUCAAUCUUUUACGAGAGGUUACUGAGUGUGAUACCAAAAUGCAAGUUUUAUAUGUGUUGUCAUUUGUAAUAGAACGAGUUGGUAACGAUAUUCGGCCUUAUGUUGGACCGCUUAGUGCUUAUUUACCACAACUUUGGGAAAUUUCAGAGAAACAUAAUAUGAUGAGAUGUGCCAUAAUUUCUACUCUUGUACAUUAUGUAAAAGCUUUACGUUCAGAAUGUAUUAUUGUUGAACCAAUGAUUGUAAGUAUGGUGGGCUUAAGUUGUGAUCUCAAUCAAGAUGCUCAUGUGUAUUUAAUGGAAGACGGCUUAGAGUUAUGGCUGGCACUUCUUGAAAAUAUUGCUACGCCUACACCCGGAAUUAUGGAGCUUGUUCAAAAUAUGCCGGCUCUUUUAGAUUUUGGUUUAGAUCAAGUAACUUUUAAGCCGGCUAUUAAUAUUAUUCAAGCGUAUAUAUUAUUAAGUCCGCAAGACUUUGUAGGGGAAUUAGGAAGUCGUAUAAUUGGAGGUAUCAAAUCUAUUAUGUCUGACUUGAGAUCACAAGAUGCCUUACCGGUAAUGGAAUUGUUAGAAACAAUAUUAAGGGUUGCUCCAGAACAAGGAGCUCAAUUGAUUAAACCUAUCUUAACAAAAAUUUUCAAACUCGUUUAUUUGGGUGAGGAGGAUCAAGUUAUAAUGAUGAUGAGUAUGGGUCUUAUCAUUACGUCUCGUGUAUUACUCAAUGCAAGAGAUAUCUUCGCUCAGGUAAUAAGUGAAUUAGUAAAAGAAAUCGGCGGUGAGGAAAACGAAGAAACAGUAAUGGCUCGGAUAAUAGAUGUGUGGCUUGUUCAUAUGUCAUAUGUCACUCAAUCUGAGGGAAUGAAAAUUCUUGCAUUAGCUUUAUGCUCUCUUCUCAAUGCCAAUAGUCCACCUGUUGUGUUUCAAAAUUUCUCAACAAUUAUUGGCAGUAUUGUUGAGGUUUUAAAUGAUAUUAUGAGACUUGACGAUAUGGAGCUUUAUAUUGAUUCAUUAUUAUUGGUUAAUAAUGUAGCAGAUGAGCAUGCAUCAUCUGUUGAAGAGAAUGGACAGCAUAAGACUGAACAUCAAUUACGAUUAAAACGAUUAGACUUUGAUGAUCCAGUUCGUACUGUUUGUCUAAAAGAAUUUCUACAAAAUCAAGUAACUGAACACACUGCGGAGAAUCAUGAGUAGCAAUCAAUUUGAUCAAAUGAUUGCUACAUUAACGCCGGAAACCGAUCAACAAUUACGGGAGUACAUUACUCUUUGA